AUGGCUCCCAACCAAUCGGCACGACACCAGAAACGUUCCCGGGCAAGCGAUGCCGCAGAGAAGGUAUCGCGGCCGGGCGAAGAGCGAAGCAAGCGGCGCCGUACCUCCGAUGUUAUCGAUACUCAAAGCCCAAAGAAAACCAAGGCUUCCAGCAGUACCGAAGUUGCGAUCAAUGGCGACGCUCCCUCCAAGGCACUGCAAGAGCGAAAGAGUUCCGCGCCAUGGUCAUUUUCACGCCCCGUGGGUGGCCGCUAUACCAACCUAGACCCAGUCAUGACCACAGAUGAGGCAUACCUCUUCCUGGGACUUGACACUUCCGUCCAGGUCUUUGCAACCGCUACAUCUCGCCUUUUGCGUACCCUGCAAAUGGAAGCCGGCCAAAAGGUCAUUGGGUACCAACUCUGCCCUAUCGAAUCCGACAUACUUUAUAUUUUCACUCCUGGCUUUGUGACCAAGUGGGACUGGGAUUCUGGAAAGCGGCUCGACCGCUGGGGUACUGAUGCUACAACUGUUGCCGUUGACCUAUCACUGGUCGAGAAGAAGGACCGACUUGCAUCAUACUCUAUCGUGUCUCAGAAGGAUGGAAAGAGGCAGAUUCUGAUCAACUCGUUGGGUGAAAAGAAGCUUGCCGGUAUCUCGGUCCUUGUGACUAGCGAGCCGAUCAACAACAUUAAAGUUGCAUGCGGAGGCCGAGUCAUUGUCGCUUGUGAUGGGUCUCAUCUUUUCCUGGGUACCACCUCAAGUGUUGAUCUUGAAUCUCCCGAGUCUACUAAAUACACAUGGCGGGAGGCGACCCUUCCAGCUCCUGCCACCUGUUUCCACCUGCGCGAGAAUUCCGAUGAAAGUUCGGGAUCCUCCGGCCCAGUGGUUGACUUGGCAGUUGGUGAGACGGGCGGAUACAUCUUGAUCUAUCAGGACAUUCUCAGCACGUUGUUUGGUCGCUCUGCGGAUAAGAAAUCAACCCCCCGGAAGUUGCAUUGGCACCGAGGCGCUGUCAGUUCUGUGCGAUGGUCAAGAGACGGCAAUUAUCUUAUCUCCGGUGGCCAGGAAUCGGUCCUGGUGCUGUGGCAGCUAGAUACCGGAAGAAAGCAGUUCCUUCCUCAUCUCUCCUCCCCCAUCUGCAACAUUGUCGUUUCACCGAACGGAAACUCGUAUAUUGUCAAACUGGCCGACAACUCGGUUAUGGUCUUGUCUGCUCGAGAACUACAGCCCUCCGCCAACGUGACGGGCCUACAAUUGAGCACUGAAAUCACGAGCUACAAGGACUCCUCUUCAAAACGGCCUUUCGGUGCCGUUGCGGCCUUGCACCCGCAGUACCCCGAGCGACUAAUGGUCACGGUCCCCGCUUCUUAUCACAUCAGUCAACAGGGGCACCAGCGCCCAAGCUCUGCUGUUCUCCAGACGUUCGAUAUUCGCUCUAACUGUCACAUCUCUCGCCAAGCUCUGGCACGCACAAACGCAACGACCUUGGACAUUGGCCCAGAUGGAACCCCCAUUGUCGCCCCUGAUGUCCGUCAGAUGGACAUCGUACAGGAUGGAAAAUGGUUGGCCACCGUCGAUUCAUGGGUGCCGAAUCCUCAAGACGUAGAGGCUUUGACUUCCACUACUUCAAAGAAUGACCUGGCUUCAUUGCGUCCGGAGGUAUUCCUCAAGUUUUGGAAGUGGAGCGCAUCCACCGACAAUUGGGAAUUGGUGACGCGCAUUGACGGACCGCACUUUAGUGAUUCCCGUCAUUCUACAGUCCUCGGUCUGGCGGCUCGCCCUUGCUCCCACGAGUUUGCGACUCUUGGAGCCGAUGCAUUCCUCCGUUUCUGGUGUCCAACCGCCCGACACAGAAGUGGCCUGAAUACCGAUGCGUCUAAACAAAAUCUCGACACUUGGAAAUGCCGAAGCAUGGUCGAUUUGAGUGCAUCCAUCGACAAUGCCACCGAGGCUCUUGAGACAGCCUGUAUAACCUUCUCCGAAGACGGCUCUGUGCUUGCUGUUUGCUUGCCUUCUCAUUCUGGACCAAGCGAUGGUAUUGUUCUCCUGGUCGAUGCCCGAGACGGCACUGUGCACUAUCGCCGAACUGGUGUCUUCUUUGGAAAGCCCUUCUCCGCCAGGUUCCUCGGAAAAUAUCUGAUUGUGGCUUCUUCCGGGUCUGUGGCUGUUUGGGAUACCGUGGACGAUGUCGUCAAGCCAAUGGAGCUCACCGAAUCUACCAGCUCGGCCGAUGUGGCGUUCCAACCCUUGAUUGCAGUCAAUUCCCGAACCGGGACUCUUGCCCUCGCUAUCCGCGUUGGUGGAACCUCAAACAACCCCCAAAAGAAGCGACGCAAGGCUCGGUACCAUAUCCGAAUCUACGACGUACCAUCCUUUGAUCUAGUAUUCCAAGAAACUCUUGGCUGCAGCCCCCUGGCACUCCUUUCAGACACAUUCACCGGCGAUUACAUCAUUAUCGAUUCAACCGCGAGUGUGCAGCGCCUCGGCUGCUUGGAGAAGACAUCGCAGAAGAGCACACAGCCACAGGAAGUGACCAGCCAGCUGAACUCAGGACUUGCGAAUAUCUUCAGCCAGACUCACGAGCGACCUGCCGCGUUGCCUGUCAUUGAAGAUGACGACUCGAAUUCUCAAAAUAAGGCGCUGGCCACGGUGUUUGGAGACACGCCGUCCUUCUCAUUGCCUUCUAUCGGUGUUCUCUUCAGGAAUGUGGUGCAGACACUGGGCUCAAGCUAA
This is a messenger RNA of Penicillium cataractarum, 2715 nucleotides long. Its product is annotated as WD repeat protein. The transcript has 3 exons. The coding region runs from base 1 to 2715 and encodes 904 amino acids. Gene Ontology annotation, cellular component: nucleolus. The record is from RefSeq and is a predicted model, not a curated record. Gene Ontology annotation, biological process: positive regulation of transcription by RNA polymerase I; positive regulation of rRNA processing. Gene Ontology annotation, molecular function: protein binding; RNA binding. Lineage: Eukaryota; Fungi; Ascomycota; Eurotiomycetes; Eurotiales; Aspergillaceae.